This is a messenger RNA of Boleophthalmus pectinirostris (great blue-spotted mudskipper), 1088 nucleotides long. It is a transcript of the gene ccdc32, whose product is annotated as coiled-coil domain containing 32. The record is from RefSeq and is a predicted model, not a curated record. The transcript has 4 exons. The coding region runs from base 211 to 768 and encodes 185 amino acids. Gene Ontology annotation, biological process: cilium organization. Lineage: Eukaryota; Metazoa; Chordata; Actinopteri; Gobiiformes; Gobiidae.
GCUACACAUAGACAUGCCAAUGUAACAGAGAGCCAAUCACAUUUUAACUUUAUUGAUGGACGGAUUUAAUAGCCAAUAAUUAGUUUUACAACGCGGAAGAAGAUUUUUCUCAACAAAGGUAGCUUCAAGGCUUCAAAUGAGUAAAUGAAUACACUGGACAGAACUGGCAUCUCCCAUUGAACAUAUCAAGCUACUUUUGCUAUUGUGACAAUGGUGGACGACUUUGAGGAUGGAGACGUCCGGUCCAGCGGAGAACUCUGGUCCGAAAUCUGCUCCAGCCUCCCGCAAGCACAAACUGGGACUGCUGCAGAGGGCAAAUCCGACUUCGGCGACUCAUUUCAGCCCAGAGCCGUGCAGGUCAAUGGCCAAACACAUGGGGCCUCUACCUGUUCAUCCGGAGCCAAGUGGGAGCCUAUGGAGGAUUCAGAAAUGUACAUCGCCAGUUUAGAAAACCGUCUAAAGAGACUGAAAGGCCAGUCCAGUGAUGUAACUUCAAGAGACAUGCUGCGUUCACUGUCUCAGGCCAAAAAAGAAUGCUGGGACCGUUUCCUGCAUGAUGCUCAGACAUCGGAGCUCUUCCAAGAAGGAGACCUGGAUGAAGGUGCUCUGGAACACUUCAAACGGUGGCUGGUUCCAGAAAAAGUGGCCAUCAGUGCAGAAGAGCUGGAGUACCUCCUGACACCGAACCAGAACCAGGCACAGACACAAAGUGAAAGGCCACCAGAACCCCAGCCCCCUGAAGAUGAUUCCCCCAGCCCAGAGAAAUAACCCCCUUUUUGAAUAUGACCCCCAGUCCCGAGCCAUUAGCCCCUCUAGGACUCAAUGAGGUGGUAAGGGUGAAGUCCUUGCUACCAUUUUCAGAGGAUUUGUGAAUCAUAUGUACUAUUGUCCCUCAAACUGUCAUUGUUAGUGUUGUCUAAAGAUAUUGUGUACAAAGUAUCAUAUGCAGUGUCAUUCCUGAUGCAGCAAUAUUAUUUUUAGAUGUUCAAUAAUAUUUUUUGUAAUGUUUUAAUAUUCAGAUUUUGACCAUGACAUGAUUUGAUUUGACUUGUUAUUCAUCAUUAAAUUGACAUUGUAUAACCUCAUAA